AUGGACAUCGAUGGAAAUGGUAUAGAUGGGAUUGGUGAGGGCGCAAAUGUGACCAACACAGUUGAGAUGGAGAAUGAUAUUUCUAUGGAAAUGGAUCAAUCCGCAGAUGACAAGGGUGCAGAAUGCACAUGUGAACCAAAUGGACAGCAUAAUGGUCUGUAUGACACAUCUCCUGCAACAGAAAGUUUGCAAAACUCGACCAUCACACCGGUCAUAGCUUCCACAAAAAUAAACCGUACACAGAAUAUAGUACAGAUAUCCCCUCAGCCUGGAAUUUUCCGUCGAUUCCGCGACUUUCCAGCAGAAGUUCGCUGUAUGAUAUGGAAAUAUCACGCAGAAGAUGAAGAAGACUUCGGAGAACCGCGCACGCUCACCAUCAUUGCAAAAUAUUCUGGUGAGAAUACCAAAAAUAAUACACGAUGUAAUUACGUUAUGGAAUUAUUACAUCGCAUGGAGCUCACCGACGAAUAUAACACUCGUUCCUUUCAAAAGAAUGUUAAAUGCCCAUGA
Botrytis byssoidea is the source of this 510-nucleotide messenger RNA. RefSeq lists its product as uncharacterized. NCBI's taxonomy places the organism in Eukaryota, Fungi, Ascomycota, Leotiomycetes, Helotiales, Sclerotiniaceae. The transcript has 2 exons. Bases 1 to 510 code for a protein of 169 amino acids. The record is from RefSeq and is a predicted model, not a curated record.